Messenger RNA from Eurytemora carolleeae, 2281 nucleotides. Its product is annotated as DEAD-box ATP-dependent RNA helicase 40. NCBI's taxonomy places the organism in Eukaryota, Metazoa, Arthropoda, Copepoda, Calanoida, Temoridae. The record is from RefSeq and is a predicted model, not a curated record.
AUGAGUGUUGAGCUCCUGAAGGAAAGUGUAAGUGUUGAUGUUGAAGUGAUGCCUGGACCUCUGGUUGAUGUUCAUGAGGAGUUCAUUCUGGGAUUUAAAGAAUUUAAGACUGCAGAAACAAUAUCCUUGAUUCAAAGGGUUAUGAAAGAUUUUGAGUCCAAGUCCUCAGAAAAUGAUAAUGUGUCAACAGCAACAGAAUUGACGACAGCUGCAGAGUCAACUGAAAACCCAGAACCGGCGGCGACGGAGGUUUCCCCCAGUCAUGAUGAUUUAACGGUCAAAAAACUGAAUCCACGUAGUGUAAAAACUAAAUCUAAAAGGAUUCGAGUUCUGGUAUUUUGUCAGACAAACAAUCAAACCAAUAGUUUGUCAGAUGUACUUAACAAGGAAAGACUGAAAUCUGGGUCUCUGAAUCCAUAUAAGACUUCUCAACAAAGAGACUUCACUCUUUCUGCAUUUACCAAGGGAGAAAUCAAUGUUAUUGUUGCUACCUCUGCAGUUACUAAAGGAAUCAUGCUGCCUGAGGUGGAUUUGGUGGUAAACUAUGAUAUGCCACAUCAAGUAGAGGAUUUUAUCUACAGAACCACCGCCAUUGGCUCUAAGGUUGAGACAGCAAAGCUGGUUAGUCUGAUUGACCCUCUCACAGAUGGAAGUGUAGUCAAUGCACUAUCUAAACUUCUGAAUCUUUGUAAUAAAACAGUUCCAGACUGGUUUUCAAACCUGGAAAAGCUGAAAGCUGCACAUGAACAGGAAGAACAUAGUGCCGGGAAGCUACCCAAUGAGCCUAGGAAUAGUAAAGAAGCAGAUCCCAAACUGGGAUCUAAGACAAAAGAAUCUGACUCCCUGAAAAAGAACAAGAAAAAGAAAAAGAAGGACAGAAAGGUCCACUUGGAUACUGAAAAUGUAGAAUCAAAUCUUCUGGGAGAAAUGCCUUUAGCAAAAAAUAAUAAGCCAACACAGAAAUCCAAUGCCUCACCUGACUCUAAAACAGAGCUCAGCAAGAAAGAAAAUGGUAAAAGCGUUCUCAAAGGAAAUGGAAGCAAGAACUCUAAAGACAAGUCUGGGUUUAACUUUAGCAAUCAGUCUAAUCAGAUCAGCACUAGCGAAAACUCAACUGCAAGUCAUGCUAUUGAUAAAAGAGAGACCAGUGGAAGAGAUCCAAAGCACCAAUCAAGUGUAUCAAACGAAACUAAAGACAAUGGUCACAGUUACAAUGGAAGCCAGGAUAGAAAACAAAGACCAGGUAAAGCUUCUUUCAACAACCAAGCAAGAGGUUACCAUGACAAAUAUAGUAGACCUCCAACCAGUGAAGGUCAUAAAACCCCUGUAGAGAACUCUAAUAUGGAGGGUAGAAGAAGAGAGAACAGAGUAGUAACCACAGAUGGCCAACCAAUAGGGGCAGAUAAGACUUCUGAUAUUCCAGAUGCUAAGAUUUUGCCCAAUAAUGGACACAAAUAUGGAGAUGUAUCCAGCUCUGAAAAUAAAUUAGAUAAUGGUCCAGAACCAGCAAAGGCAAAGGAUUCUCCAAGGAGUGUACCUGGAGAUUAUUCUGCUGGCAGCUGCAGAGCAGGAAGAGGGUUUGCCAGUAGAGGAUCUGGAAAUUAUUCAAGGAGGUCAGGAGGGACUGAAUACUCCGGAACAGAGAGUGGUGACUACUCAAGAACUGAAGAUUACAGGCCUGAUACAGGUCAUAAUGGAGACAUACCAGAGGACAGAGAGGCCCCUAGAAAAAGUGCAGACAGAGUAUUGGAUAAUCAAUCCCGAUUUUCCUCAAGAAUAAAGGAGUUUCAAGAGAAUCGAGGCCAAGGAACAAGAAGUUUGGAUUACACUGAUGCUGAAGAUAUUCCUAGACAACCUCGAUCUUUAAACCGGAGUGUAAGUGGAUCUGGGUUUGGAGAAGCUGGGGUUAGGAAUCCAGUAGCAGAUAUAGUUGGUAUACUACAGCAACAAGCAGCUGGUGGUGGAUACAAUGGUUCCAGGUCAGGAAGAACAGAGGAUAUGUUGGCAACCUCAGCUUAUAGACCUCAAGAGGACAGGUCAAGCUUCUAUCGAAAACCUCCAAGAGGAGGUCGUUUUGACAGUGGAGGUCAGUUUGACCAAGCCUCCCAGGUUGUCAAUAGCAAUGUUGCAGACCUCCAAAGUCUGUUGGAAUUAAAGGCUAGACUUGCGUCCGAGAAAGCGGAACAAAUUGCUGCCAGACAGAAUACUAGAAGGUCUCGAGUUGAGCCUGAUCUCUCAAACACCAGCAACUGGCCUGCGCUUAAAUAGAUCUGAAAACAAG